AUGAGGAGGGGGCUACACGGGGAGGGAGGGGGUGCGGGGGGUCCCUGCACCGCCCCUCCCCCAUCCCCCGCCGUGCCUCAGUUUCCCCUCGGCACCCGUGGGAACCCCGAGGUGCCGCCCCUUCCACCCCCCCCCCCCGCAGAUCACCGGCGGCACUCGGGGGGGGCCUGUUUUGGCCCCCCCCCCCCCCCGCCCCCCCCGCGCGCCCGGCCGGGGCGUGGGGGCCGCGGGGCCGGUUCAGCCGGUUCCCCGCGCCGGUUCCCACGCGCUCGGGCCCCGCUGGUUCCUCCCGUGCGCUCCGGGAGCGCGGCGGCGCUGGGGGAAACUGAGGCACGUGGGGAGGAGGGGAGGCGGCGGAGCGGUGUGCCCAGGUGUGCCCGAGCCCUGUACAGGUGUGCCCGAUCCCUGUGCAGGUGUGCCCAAGUAUGCUUGAGCCCUGUACAGGUGUGCCCCGGUGUGCCCAGGUGUGCCCAGGCGUGCCCGAGUCAUGUCCAAGUGUGCCUGAGCCCUGUGCAGGUGUGCCCAGUGUGCCCAGGUGUGCCCGAGUCAUGUCCAGGUGUGCCUGAGCCCUGUGCAGGUGUGCCCCAGUGUGCCCAGGUGUGCCCGAGUCAUGUCCAGGUGUGCCCAGGUGGGGGCCGCGUGGAGGUGCCACGCACCGUGACGGCCGUGCUGGGGCAGGACGUGGUGCUGCCGUGCCGGUACCGCGCGCAGGAGCAGGAGCAGGUGGUGCAGGUGACGUGGCUGAAGCGCAGCCCGGGCGCGGUGGCCACCGAGGUGGCCGUGCUGAACCCGCAGCACGGCGAGCACGUGCAGGAGCCGUUCGCCGGCCGCGUCCUGCGCCACGGCCACGGCGACCUGGAGGACGGGGCCAUCCUGCUGAGGAACGCCGUGCAGGGCGACGAGGGCGACUACGAGUGUCACCUGAUCACCUUCCCCAUGGGCAACUUCGAGGGGAGGCUCACGCUCAGGGUGCUGGUGCCACCGCUGCCCAUCCUGAACCCGGGCCCGCCGCUGGAGGAGGGCCAGGGCCGGACUCUGGCGGCCUCGUGCACGGCCGAGGGCAGCCCGGUGCCGUCGGUGCGGUGGGAGACCGAGGUGCGUGGCACCAACGCCACGCGGCGCUCGGCCCACGCGCGCUCGGCCUCGGUCACCAGCGAGUUCUUCCUGGUGCCCGGGCGCAGUAUGAACGGCAAGAGCCUCACCUGCGUGGUGGCACACCCCGGCCUGCGCCACGAGAAGAGGAUCACUCACCUGCUCAGCGUCGCCUACCUGUCGGACGCGUCGGUGCUGGGCCACACGGCCGAGUGGCAGGAGGGGAUGGAGGGGGCGGCGCUGACCUGCCUGGGGGACGGCAACCCCCCCCCGACCUACAACUGGACACGGGUGGACGCUCCGCUGCCCGCGGGUGUCCGGGCCAAGGGGGACACGCUGCUCUUCCAGCGGCCCCUGGCCGUGGCCGACGCCGGUGACUACGUGUGCCGAGUGUCCAACCGCGUGGCCGCCAAGGAGGCCCGGGCCAACGUCAGCAUCCGGGGACGUGCCACAGAGGACCCCGUGCGCGUGGAUCUGGUGUCGGCCUCGGUGGUCGUGGUCGGGGUCAUCGCCGCCGUCCUGCUCUGCGUCCUUGUCAUCGUCGUCGUGGUCAUGACCCUGUACCACAAACGCAAAACCCAGCGCAUCUCCGAGAAGUACGAGGAGGAGCUGACGCUGACCCGGGAAAAUUCCAUCCGGAGGCUCCACUCCAGCCACAGCAGUGACCCCCGGGCACAGCUGGAGGAGACGCUGCAGCUACGGACGGAAAGUCGCCAGGGCAGCCUGCGAGGGGACAGCCUCAGAGGGGACAGCCUCAGAGGGGACAGCCUGCGUGGCACCAGCAUCUGCUCUGCCAUGAGCGAGGAGCCCGAGGGCCGCAGUUACUCCACACUCUCCACGGUGCGGGAGAUCGAGACGCAGACGGAUGUCCCCCUUGUCUCCGUUGUCCCCGCUGUCCCCGCGGCGCCAGCACCGCCAGUCCCCGGCGGGAAGGAGGCCAAGGAGGAGGAGGAGGAGGGGGGCGGCGGGGGCGACCCCAUCAAGCAGGCCAUGACGCACUUUGUGCAGGAGAAUGGGAUGCUGCAGGCCAAGCCCAGCUCCAACGGCAUCUACAUCAAUGGCCGCGGCCACCUGGUGUGA
Molecule: messenger RNA, 2172 nt
Organism: Cinclus cinclus
Lineage: Eukaryota; Metazoa; Chordata; Aves; Passeriformes; Cinclidae
Gene: NECTIN4
Product: nectin cell adhesion molecule 4
Exons: 14
Coding region: 1-2172 (723 amino acids)
Biological process (GO): homophilic cell-cell adhesion; heterophilic cell-cell adhesion
Cellular component (GO): adherens junction
Source: RefSeq, a predicted model, not a curated record